AUGAAACCCCGGCGGUGGACCAAGGGCGACUGCCUCGGGAGCGGGUCGUUCGGCACCGUCUACCUCGGCCUGAACGGCGAGACGGGCGAGCUCUUCGCCGUCAAGGAGGUGGCGAUGACGAGGAGAACCGGCGAUACUGGAGGGGAGGCGGUGGAGCAGCUCGAGCAGGAGGUGGAACUCCUGUCUAGGCUUCAGCACCCGAACAUCGUGCGAUACGUUGGGAUAUCGAGGGAGUCCAGGGCGCUGUACAUUUUCCUCGAGUACGUUCCCGGCGGGUCCAUCGCGAGUUUACUGUCGCGGUUCGGCGCGUUCGAGGAGAGCGUCAUCUCGGUGUACACGCGGCAAAUUUUGAUCGGGCUGGAUUACCUGCACUCGCAGCGGUGCGUGCACAGGGACAUCAAGGGCGGGAACAUCCUGGUGGAGAAGAGCGGCAGGAUCAAGCUCGCGGAUUUUGGGAUGGCCAAAUCUCUCGUCGAGCAGAUGGCAGACGGGGGGUCGUUCAAGGGAUCCGCGUACUGGAUGGCGCCCGAGGUUAUCCGGCAGAAGGGCAGCGGUAACCAUCCGGCGGCGGACGUGUGGAGCGUGGGAUGCACCGUGAUCGAGAUGGCCAGCGGCGAGCACCCGUGGGGCGACUGCAGCGGGCAGGUACAGGCGAUAUUCAAGAUUGCGAGCACGAAGGAGCUCCCGCGCGUCCCCGAGCAGCUCUCGCCCGCGGCGUCCGAGUUUGUGCUCAUGUGCCUGCAGCGCGACCCGGACGCUCGCCCCGACAGCGAGGCGCUCCUGCUCCACCCCUUCGUCGUC
Messenger RNA from Micromonas commoda, 801 nucleotides. RefSeq lists its product with no specific name. The record is from RefSeq and is a predicted model, not a curated record. Gene Ontology annotation, biological process: protein phosphorylation. Lineage: Eukaryota; Viridiplantae; Chlorophyta; Mamiellophyceae; Mamiellales; Mamiellaceae. The transcript is spliced from 2 exons. The annotation marks the transcript as partial. Gene Ontology annotation, molecular function: protein kinase activity; ATP binding.